Molecule: messenger RNA, 4110 nt
Organism: Epithele typhae
Lineage: Eukaryota; Fungi; Basidiomycota; Agaricomycetes; Polyporales; Epitheliaceae
Exons: 11
Coding region: 1-4110 (1369 amino acids)
Biological process (GO): COPII-coated vesicle cargo loading; intracellular protein transport; endoplasmic reticulum organization
Cellular component (GO): endoplasmic reticulum exit site; COPII vesicle coat
Molecular function (GO): protein binding; structural molecule activity
Source: RefSeq, a predicted model, not a curated record
AUGAAACUCAAGGAAAUCCACCGCACAUCGACCUUUGCCUGGUCGCCCACGCCUGCGCUGCCGUUGCUGGCGACCGGCACUGUCGCGGGCGCACUCGACGAGUCCUUCAGCAACAACGGCCAGCUCGAAAUAUGGGCCCCGGAUUUCCUCGACCGCAAUCAGUACGACCUCGGAGGCGAGGGGCAAUCCGGUCCCAAAGGCUCUGUUACGACAACAUCACGAUUCAAUCGCCUCGCGUGGGGCUAUGUUAAUGGCGAACGUCCGGGCGGAGUCGUCGUCGCGGGCAUGGAGAACGGCGAGCUGGACAUUUGGGACCCGGACCAAAUAGUCGCGGGGGUCGACACCCCCAUCUUCCGCAACAAGACUCACACCGGCCCAGUGCGCGGUCUUGACUUUAACCCCACCACGCCUAACGUUGUUUCGUCCGGCUCCAUCGACGGCGAAAUCUACGUCUGGGAUCUCAAGGAUCCGAGCAAGCCCUACACCCCGGGUACGCGUUCCACCAAGCUCGACGAGAUCACCGCACUCGCAUGGAAUCACCAUGUUCAGUAUGCGCUCGCUGCGGCCAGCAACUCCGGCUACACGGUCGUCUGGGAUCUCCGUGGCAAGCGCGAAGUUGCGGCUUUGGCCUACGGCGGAGGAGCCGGGACGAUGGGUGGGAUGCAGGGCUUCGGUGCGCCUGGGAUCGCGGUGGGCGGACGGAGAGGCAUGAGCGAUGUUGCAUGGCACCCCGACAUCCCUACGCGUCUCGUCACUUCGUCGGAGGACGACGCUUCCCCCGUCAUCAUGGUCUGGGAUCUGCGCAAUGCCCGCGCACCAGAAAAGAUCCUCACCGGCCACGAGAAGGGCGUCCUAUCGCUUUCGUGGUGCAAGCAGGAUUCGGAUCUCCUCCUUUCUUGCGGCAAGGACAACCGCGCCCUCUGCUGGAACCCUCAGACGUCCGAGAUCAUCGGGGAGCUUCCUUCCGCCGACAACUGGGCUUUCCAGGUCGAUUGGUGCCCGCGCAACCCAGACCUUUUUGCCGCCGCAUUUUUCGAUGGCACCGUUGGCAUCCACUCCGUCCAGACGACCAACGAAGCGAACGAGCUCCCCGCGGUGGCUCCAGAGGUGGAUGCCAAUGACAUCUUCAAUGCCCCUGGCUUCUCUCGCGCGAACCAGGCCACUCUUUCCCUCAAACACCCCCCGAGGUGGCUGCGCCGCCCUGUUGCAAGCUCUUUCGGUUUCGGCGGCAAACUCACCACGAUUUCCAACCUCCCCUCGACCCAAGGCAAGAAUCAGAGCAGCGUUGUGCACAUCCGCAAGGUCGCCACCGAGACCACGAUUGUCGAGCGCGCCCAGAAGCUACAGUCCUCGGUCGACGCAGACGGUCUGCAGACCCUCGCGCAGGAGAAAACGACGACCGACGAGAGCUCUGCAACCUGGAAGGCACUACUCAGCUUGUUCAAUGCCAACUCUCGGGACGAGCUCAUCACCCUACUUGGCUUCUCGAAGGAGGAGAUCGCUGCCCGUGUCGCUGAGGCGGUUUCCAACCUCAAGAAGGCCGCGGCGGACCGGGCUAAUCUCGCUCUGGAAAAGGAGGAUGCUGAUGGUGAGAUGAAGGUGCACGAGCCCGUGGUGUCGUUUGUUGAGCCGGAACGGGAGGCCACACCGGAGGAGGAAGAGGAGGCUGAGGAAGAAGGUGAAAGCGCGUUGGGUGCGGAACAGACCCCCUCCGAGAUGAGCGCGGGUGCUGCGUCGGACAUGACGAACGCGACGCGCCAUGCAGAUGGCGAGUCGACCACGACCGUUCCGAGCAUCUUUGACGACGACAACCUCAUCGGUACUCCUCAAGGUGACGCUGCGGCCGAUUUCUUCGGAAGCAUCGGUACAGCUCGCAACGCGGAGGACGACAGCAUGCAGAUCCCCCACCACAACUACCCUCUUGACUCCUCCGUUGCCGCUACGAUUGGUUCACGCCCAUCCUCCGCCGCGUCGGAGAUGCUCAAGGACAUGACAUUCCGCAUCUACCCUAAUGACGAGUCGGAUACCGACCGCCUGGUUACGAAAGCGCUCGUUCUGGGCGACUUUGAGUCUGCGGUCUCUCUCUGUCUUUCCGCCGACCGGUUCGCCGACGCCAUCCUACUUGCAGUCAAGGGCGGCCCUGAGCUUCUGGCGCGCACCCAGAAGGCGUAUUUCGAGCGUCGCACCACUACAUUCCCCUACCUUCGCCUCUUCCAGUCGAUCGUCACCAAUGACCUUGACGACAUCGUCCAGAACGCGGACCUCCUGGAGUGGCAGGAGAUCUUUGUCGUCCGUCUCGAAUUCCAGUCCAACGUUGUCAAGUCUUCGGGUGCCCCUGACGCCGCUGUGAAGGGUACUGAGCUCCGCCGUCAUGCAACUCUCACCUACCUUGCCGCCGGUCGCCUGGAGCGCCUCGUCAACAUCUGGAUCGAGGAGCUUGCUGAGGAGGAGAAGCACCUCGUUUCUGACGCCAGUCUCGACGGUUCCCUUUACACUGCACAUGCACUUGCGCUGCAGACGUUCAUCGAGAAGGUCACUGUCUUCCGGAAAGCGAUCAACUACUCCGACGACGAUCUCACCCUCAAGGUCGAGGUCCCGACGCGGACUUACAAGCUCUCCGGCUUGUACGACCGUUACUUCGAGUAUGCGGACCUGCUCGCGUCACAAGGUCUCGUCGCUGAGUCGGUCGCGUUCCUUGACCUGGUGCCCAGCCGCUACAACGGUGCCCCUGGCUCCCCAUACGACUUCACCCUUGGCCGGGAUCGCCUUCUCAAGGGCGCUAACCAAGCGCCGGUUCGGACCGCCUCUCUCGGGGCUGUUCCCUCUGUUCCAGCAAAGACCGCGCCCGUCGCUUCCACGAGCACGCGCACCGUCGACGACCUCCAUAGCACAAACCCGUAUGGUGUCCCGCAGCAGUCUUACCAGCCCCAAGCGUCGUACCAGCAGCAUCACCAGCCCGCUCAGCCCGCGUACAACCCGUACCAGCGUGGUCCUGGUCAGCCUCAGGUCACCGUCCCGCCACCUCCUCCACCUGCGCGCGGCUCUACUCCCUCUGUCCCUCCUCUCGCGCCGCCUCCUUCCGGCCCACCGAAGCGCGACGCUGGUGGUUGGAACGACGCCCCAGCGAUGUCUGCACGUCGCACCCCCGCGAACGGCGGCCCGCCCAAGAAGUCCGCGAUCACCUCCCCCUUCCCGAAUGCCCCAUCGCCGGUGUCGAUGCCAUAUAGCCAGUCUCCUCCCCCCGGACAGAUGGCUCCGCCCCCGCGCCCCGGUAGCGUCCAGCAGCGUCCGCCUCCGCAGGGUCAACGCGGUCCCCCGCCCCCUGGUGCCACCUUCCCUCCCCAGGCCCGUCCUCCUUCCGUGAACCCUCCGCAGAUGGGCGUGCCCCCUCAGCGCAUUGCUCCCGGCCCCCCUCCGCAAGGGCCUCCCGGCCCGAAUAUGAUGCGCCCUCCCACGGGCCCCCUAUACGUCGGGAUGGGCCCCCCCGGGCAGACCCCGCCGCCGCCGCCGCCACACGGGCACAUGGCGUACGCCCCCCCGAGCGGGCCCCAGGCCCCAGGCCCAUAUGCGCCCCCGCCGGGCAGCAGCCGCAGUCAGGUCAUUACGGCUCCCCACUGGGACAGCAGCAGCAGCAGCAGCAGCAGCCUGGUCCAUAUGGGCCCCCACCAGGGCAGCAGCAGCAGCAGCAGCAGUUCGCGCCCCCGCAAGGUCCUGGUGCGCCGCCUAUGGGUGGUCCGCCUCCCGCGGGAGCCAGGGCCACCGGCCCCGAAGUAUCCGCCUGGUGACCGGAGUCACAUACCGGACGACCUCCGGCCGGUGUUCCAGGUGAUCUCUGGGCAGCUCGAGCAGCUGAAGCAGGUGACGCCCCCCCAGCAGCGCAGGCUGGUGGACGACCUCGAGCGGCGCAUCAACCCUCUCUUCGACGCGCUCAACUGUGAAACGCUGUCGAAGCCGGUUUGCGAGCAGCUCAUUGUUCUCUCGAGGGCUAUGGACGCGCACGAUCGGGACGCAUCGAUGGGGAUCCACAUCGACCUGCUCACGCGCGGCUCGCUCACCGACGACAUCGGCUUGUGGAUGUCGGGUAUCAAGCAGCUCAUCGUCCGUCUAUGA